AUGUCAAGAGAAGUUCCAUACCUACUUUUGGAAUGCAAAAACUGUAAGAUGAAGUAUGAAACACAAGAACAGCUUAGAAAUCAUCAAGCCAAAUUCUGUAAAGACUCAGAUUACGGCGAUCUUAACAAACUGCAACGGAAGAUGGAAGAUGCCAAAAGAGACGCGAAUUCAAUAAAUUUGUAUGAAAGCUUGCAUAUGGAAGACGUAAAAAAAUUCCUGAAAGGAGAAAAUAAAGCCCAAAACCAAGAAGGGGUGGGCUCUGCAACUUUAGGACAGCUAAGAGAUCAGAUCAGGACCAAUGAGAAAGAAUUUGAAAAAGCUGCUAAUCAAUUUCUAUCGAAAAGAGAAGAAGACUUAAAAGGAGGCUUAGAGCAACUGAGAGCUGAAAAAGUUGAAAUCAGGUCGAAAAGGAGGCAAGAAGAAGGAGCGUUACUAGAUCUUAUGAAAGAGCUUGAAGAAAAAAGGGAAAGAGAAGUUAGGGCCAAAGCUGAAAAAGAUGCAAUUUCUCAAGCACUCAAAGAUUUGGAUAAAAAGAAAUUAAAUGCACUUGAAGUGGAGAAGAAAAGAGAGCUAAACAAGCUGGAAGACGAAAGGGAAUCGUUAAGGCUGAAAGAAGAAGAAUUAAUGCAGGAGGUCGAGAGGCUCCAAAACAGAAUGGACGACAAUGAAGUACAGUGAAAACAAGAAAGGGAUAAAAUUAACUUGAACGCAAGAGCUGCAAACGUAGGGGUCAACAUGGAAAUCCUGCAAAAGAGACAGAUGGAACUUGCCAAGGAAAGAGGAGAGCAGGUUGCCCAAAUUAAGCAGAAAAAAGAUGCGUUGGAGUUCGAAAGACAAAGAAUCAUGGAUGAUCUCAACAGAAUUAAAAAAGGAGAGAUCAACACUAUGAGAAAAAACUCCGCAGGAAAACUUGCCGCAUCACAAAUCGUAGGCUCCCCCUUAGUCCCUAUUAAAUUCGCUGAAAGAAGAGCCAUUCCGCAAAACGCUCUGCAAAUGAGCGAGAAAUGAAACGAUGACCUUGAAAGGCUUGAAAAGCUAAAAAAGAACCAUCAGAACUUCAUUCAAAACGAAACAAUGUUCAAAAAUCCUGAGCCAACAGAAACGCCUAAAUCAAGACAAGGAAUGCAAUUUCCUUCAAAAGUAGAUGAGAUGAUUAAUGAGGCUGAGGCCAGAAUGAAUCCAAAAGAAAGAGUCAGGUAUUAUGGGCAGAUUCAAAAUGACUUGAAUAAUAAAGAUCCGUUUAGAUAUACACCUGAUCAGUCUCAGAGGGCUUCAAGAGAAGCAAGGGACUUCCCUAAUUCUAAUUUAGUUCAGCCUACCAUUCAAUUCGCCAAUCCUCCAAAAGCAUCAAUACCCAAUUUCGGAAAUAAUGAGCUGACUGGGCAAAAUCCAAAUUUAAAUAUAAACCCAAAUAACAAUUAUCAGCCAAGGCUUAUAAGCGAAUUUGAACAGCUGAGAAAACAGCAACCUCAUUCUUACCAGCCGCCCUAUCAAUCUCCUCCAGUCGGUUAUUCUCCUCCUUAUGUCCAGCCAUUUCAGGAUCCAACCCCUCAGCCUCCAAUUCCAGCUGAAGAUCCAGGAGUCAAAUCGCUCAAAAAAGAGCUUAAGAAGCUUAAAAAGAAGCUCAAUAAUAAAGGAAGGGACGAAUUUUACCAAGGCAUGCAAGAUGCAAUAGGCUCUUUCCAAAACAGACUCUCAGCACUAGAUAAUCCACAGAGCAAUUUAAAUAGUGAAGUGAAACCAGCUGAGAUGCUUCCUGAAGAAAGAGCUCUAAAUAAUGUACUUCGACAAGAACAAAGCGAUUUAAAGCUGCUGUCAGCCUUACCAAAAGAUUCAGAUCUUUACCAAGCCAAGCUAGAGCAUUAUAAAGAAAUGUCUCAGAUCCGAAUGAAGAUGGAAGCGAUGUUGCAAGAGCUCACAAUGCAAAGGAUGAAAAAGAAUUUUGAUUUAGAGAUGGAACUAGAAGAGAGAAAGCUGCAAAAUGAAAGAUGGGCUGAGGAACAAAAGCGAGGACUAAUUGCAGCUAAAAUACAGGGAAAUUUAACACAAAAUAAACCUAUAGCUGCUGACUACUCUCCAGAGACUGGGUUUUUUAUUUGUUGGGACUAUGCUGUAGGAAUCCCAAGAAGAUAUAAAGAAUGCCAAAUCGCAUAUGGUCUAUAUGAAAGAGGAGAAGUUAGACUGGAGCCUAGGCUUGUCCCACCUGUAAAAGUAGAUUAGAUUAUUAGAUUAGAUUAAGUUUGUGAGGGUCUUCGCGGUUUAUUUCAGCCACUCGCCACCUUCUCCCACUUCAGCCUUUCGGCCUAGGCAUGGGAUAGCACUUACGCCCUUUUGUCGACGUCACCAAAAAAUGGUGACGUCAGCGCUCUCGAGGUGACGCACCCAGGUACUUCUUGGGGCAGCUCCUAUCGGUCAGCCCGUCCGUCCGGAGGUGGGAGACGGUAGGUGUUCUGAAGCCUCCUCCUGUCCUCCAUUACUACCUUCGUUGUCAGGAGUGUGGGGUUGCCUUUGCGACUCUGGUCUUCUUGUCAUAAGUCGAAGUAAAAAACCCUGCCAUGGUGUCCUGGCCAGGGAGAAAAAACCUACCCCGGACACAAAUUCUCCAGCCCCAUCCCUCUUAGACCCAUAAAGCCCGAGGCAGUGGGAGAAGGAUGGGUCAGAGUAGUCACCAUUUUAUUUGUGUUGUAAAAGUAGAAGAUGAUCCAUUUAGUGAAUUUACUGGAAGAGCUAUAUUCAGAACAGAGCAAGAUAUAGCCAGAGUUCCUCCUUUCCCAUUAAUCAAUUUAAUUAUUGAGUUGCAAGUUGUAUCACCUACAAUGGAUGGACCAAAAGUAGGAAACUUUGGAUGGACAGUACUAGAUAUUUUUACACACCAGCGAAAAUUAAUUGAAGGACUUUGGAAAAUUCCUAUAUAUAGACCGCCUACAGACUCUGCAAUUGAAUUAAGAGAUAUUAGAAGUCUCGUCCCUAUGCCAAAUACUUUUGUUUUUAUAAGAAUUGUGCAAACUGGCACAAAUUCACCUUUAAUGAAUAUUCCAGUUGUUCCUGAGGAAACAAUGAAUCGAUAUCGAAUUCCCCAAUCUCAUCUUAGAGACAAUCCUAUGUCAAACAAUGGGUAUCUGCAGCAGCCAACCGGAUAUCAGCCUAUGCCAAUUAAAUCUUCAAGCCAACUCCCAGACCCUACUCAAGACAUACAAAACUACCCUUCAAAUCCAACUGAAAUGAUCCCACAAUCCAGCCCUCUCGCCAGCAAAGGUCUUGCAAUAAAGCUUGAAAGUUUAGUCGGAUUCUUAUCUAGGUCAGUCUUAAAAUUUCAAAUCACUAUUCAAGAAGGGGAAAGAAUUGUCGUUGAUAAAAAUGGGAAAAACUGCAGAUGGAUAAGUGACCCGAUCAACACCCUGGAUACCGAUGUAAUUGGCAGACUAAGCUCAAAUCGUCAGUCAGGUAACCGUUCAGUAGCGAUGACUCCUGCUGAUGAAAGAAGCCGCCUGGCUUCAGGGUCAAGAGGAAAUAUGAAUUUGACUAUAAAUAAAGAAACAGUCUUCAUCAAUGAUUUUUAUUCAAUCGUCCAAAAAACUGACUGGAACGAAGACUUGUAUUUGAUAAUUGAAAUUUUAGAAAGAUCCUCACAGAGACUUACAACUGCAGAACUUCAAAGGAAAAACUCAUUAGAUCUUGAAGCAUAUUUUGCAGUUGGAUGGACAGUUUUCCAAUUGACAAAUCCGGACCUAAGAACUUUGAAUUAUGGGACAGUUGAAUUAAAUAUUUAUGAACCUCCAGUUGCGGUCCCAAUAUAUGAUCCUCAGCAGCUUAGACAAAAGGACGGAGCACUUAAGUUAACUGUCGCAGAGCCAUCAUCUAUCUGAUCUCCUGACCACAGAAGAAAUAGCUCAAAUAGAGUCAAUCCUCAACGAUUAGAAGCAUUUUUAGAAAACUUGGCUCCUCAGUUUGAUGAUUCAAAGUACUUCGAAAAAGGAGAUGGCGUCGACUUCUAUGUGGAUGGGGCCAGGUUUUUGCCUGACUCUACUUCUUGCACUAAAAUUGUUGUAAAAGGGUUUACUUCUCAGCUUGAUAAAGUUGGGAUCCCAGUAGGAGGUUUGCCUGAUCUCAAUUCUUCAGUUUUUUCACCAAUUUUUGGAUUUAGGACUGAGUUUCGCUUGCAAACAUUUGACCCAACCACCACGAUUGUGGUAUCAAUACUUACUCUUGAUGCUAUAACGAACGAAGUUAGAGUGCUUGGGUAUAGUGCAAUCAACCUCUUUUUGAAAAAAUUCAGGAAAGAUCAGCCAGAUAAUCCAACUGAGCAAGACUUCAUUUUAAAUAAAGGACUGUUUCAAUUGCCUAUUUAUUGCCAAGAACCUUAUAGAAAGCCUCCAUUUGGUCUCCAGUCUUUUACAAAAAUGGAAAUAAUUCCAUGCGCAACACUUCUUGUUAGGAUAAGAGAUGCUCCGAAAUCUGAAAAUGGGCUGAGAGUUUUGAGUGUAAAAGAUGUGUUGGCAAGCGAAUGAUACCUUAGAGGCCUAGUUAUUCCUCCUCCAAGGUACGAAGAGAGAGUUUACAAUACGUCUAUGUGUAUGCCUUCUGUUGUAGAAAGAUAUUUAUAUGAUGAACGGCUUCGUCGAAAAGACAGCACUGUUAGAGAAGCAACAAUUCAGGUCCAAGCAAGAAUGGGAGUCAAACUUGACAUCAACGAUGAAGAAAUGCUGAACUGGAUUGAUCAAAAGCUGCAAGUCAACCCAAGAACUCCGAUGCUUGACAUGAAAUACUUCGCCAAGUAUAAUCCCAAAAUGGGUUUUAAAAUUGCAAUUGAUGCUAUUCACAAUAUUCCUACAGAAACUCCUCAUACUGUGAUCAUUAGUCUUAAUCCACCUGGAAAUCUAUAUUCAACAUCCAAUAUCAGUCAAGAUGUUGAAUUUAAUACAAAAUUGGACUGAAAUAGCUCAAUCAGAACUCCAACAUUCUUGGAUGGAUUCCAUACCUAUAAAAAUGUUUCUUUUAACAGAUUCCUGCACAUCAUAUUUGAUGUUAGGACUAUCAACUUAUCUAAGAAAAGGCCUGAAGUUAUUCCUGUUGGAUGAACCAUUUUGACGGUCUUUACGGAAGACGGUUAUAUAAAAUCAGGUAUUUAUCAAUUACCUUUGUUCAAAGGAGCAGUGCCAGUUCCAAUUUUGUCCGAUCUUACUAAUAAUGAUCCAUGGUCAUUUAUUAUGAAUGCUGCCACUAGACAAGGAGGGCCACAAUUUUUGGAGCCUGUUUCUAUAUUAGUAAGGCUUGUUGAUACACAAAGAGAUGGACACUUUGCAACACCAAUGGAGCUCCAAAGAUUGAAUUAUCAGUUUAUUCCUGAAGCUUUACUAGCUAAAUCCUCGCAUAAAGUUUUAAAUUUCUAUGCAAAAAUUCUUUUUUAAGUUUUAAAAAGCAAUAUAUUUGAAAGAAAAGCUAUUUUUUUUGGGAAAUUUAUUUUUAGGAAGUAAGCUGUCUAAAAUUAAUAAUUUUACUGGAGAUUUCAUUAUAAUAAUUAAGAAUAUAUAUCAAUUAUUAUAUUAUAAAUUUUUUUUACUCCUUAUGAAGAAGAGUUAACUUUUCAAUUGCUUUGAUUGCUAAUCAAGAGGGUAAGUUCUCAUAUAAUGCAGCCGCAGAACAGCGUGGAAGCCAACAAAAGAGAUUGAAGUCUUUGAUACCUUCGAAUCAAUCUGCAGAAAAUUUCUCCAAGAAAAUCAAUGAAGCAGUCGCAAAUGUAAUUUUUAUUUAGCAUUUGGGUUUGAAUCAUAUUAACAUUGCUUAA
Blepharisma stoltei is the source of this 5785-nucleotide messenger RNA. Lineage: Eukaryota; Ciliophora; Heterotrichea; Heterotrichida; Blepharismidae. The record is from the annotation of a GenBank genome assembly.